GGGUUGUCACACUCAGUGGCUCGGCCUUCACAGCUGCUCUGAAGCUCCUGUGCUACCUCAGCCCACACCAUGACCUCCUGCUACAUCAGCUCAUCCCGCUGUCUGGGCAGCACUCAGAUGCCCGAAGCUGCAAAUGUCUGCGGUUCCUGCAUUGACGUUGGGGGCCAGCCUGGGGCAGAGGCCAAGGCUGCCUCCCUGUGCCUCUCCGCCACCCUGGCACAUGCCAACAGGAUGCCUGUGGGGACAACUCCUCUGGGCCGACCCAGCCUCUGUGUGCCCUAUAGCUGCCAAACCGCUUGCCCCUUGCCAGGGACCCGUGACAUUCCCGGCAACAUCGGAGUGUGUGAGAACUAUGGGGAAGGUGCCCCGAACGGCCACGAGAAGGUGACCAUGCAGUUCCUGAACGACCGCCUGGCCAACUACCUGGAGAAGGUGCGUCAGCUGGAGAGGGAGAACGCGGAGCUGGAGACCAAGAUCCGAGAGUCGAGCAAAUGCCACGAGUCCAGCGUGUGUCCAGACUACCAGUCGUACUUCCGGACCAUCGAGGAGCUCCAGCAGAAGAUCCUGUGCAGCAAGGCUGAGAAUACCAGGCUGGUAACUCAAAUUGACAAUGCUAAGCUGGCUGCCGAUGACUUUAGAAUCAAGCACGAGAGUGAGCUGUCCCUACGCCAGGUGGUGGAGGCGGACAUGUGUGGGAUGCACAAGCUCCUGGAUGACCUGAGCCUGGCCAAGGCCGACCUGGAGGCCCAGCAGGAGUCCCUGAAGGAGGAGAUGCUCUGCCUCAAGAGCAACCACGAGCAGGAAGUCCACAUCCUGAGGGGCCAGCUGGGGGACAAGCUCCAGAUUAAGCUGGACGCGGAGCCCACCGUGGACCUGAGCAGGGUGCUGGACGAGAUGCGGUGCCACUACGAGGCCAUGAUGCAGACCGGCCGCAAUGACGUGGAGCAGUGGUUCCAAGAUCAGUCCGAGAGCAUCAGCAAGCAGGACAUGUCCUGCUCCAAGGAGCUGCAGUGCUGCCAGUCGGAGAUCCUGGAGCUGAGGCGCACAGUGAACGCCCUGGAGGUGGAGCUUCAGGCCCAGCACAGCCUGAAGGACUGUCUGCAGAACUCCCUGUGUGAGUCGGAUGCACGCUUCGGCACCGAGCUGGCCCAGAUGCAGAUCCUGAUCCGCGACGUGGAGGAGCAGCUGUCUGAGAUCCGGGCUGACCUGGAGCGACAGAACCAGGAGUACCAGGUGCUGCUGGACGUCAAGGCCCGGCUGGAGAGCGAGAUUGCCACGUACCGGAAACUUCUGGAGAGCGAGGAUUGCAAACUCCCCAUCAAUCCCUGCUCUACGGCUGCUGCCUGUGUCCUUCAUCCAAGCUGUGUCCCAGCCACCUGCCCUCUCUAAGCAAGUGGCCUCGGUGCUGAGAAGUGAUUCUGAAGGUCUGAGUGCUGGUGCAGGAGGUCAAGGCUGGUUGUACCCAGGCUAGGAUUGCCUUCACCUGCUCAUUAGCCUUCCUUCCAGGAAGACUGAACUCACUGGAGGCAUGUUCACUGAAUCAGAGCAUAACAGAAACUUCUAAGCCAUGGCUCCCUGUGUGUCCCCACACCGCAUCCGCCCCUCCCCUCCCCAUCCAAUGCUAUCAUUGUCUUUCACUUAAGCUAUCAUUUGAUCCCAGUACCUCUUCUGGGAUUUGCCUUCUAGUCCCAUGCUUCAGAGUCUCCUAAGAUGUAAUUGGGUUCCUGUAUGAAACGGUCAAUAAAUCUCCUUCCUGUAUUAAGUGCUA
Messenger RNA from Acinonyx jubatus (cheetah), 1768 nucleotides. Its product is annotated as keratin, type I cuticular Ha8-like. The transcript is spliced from 7 exons. The record is from RefSeq and is a predicted model, not a curated record. Bases 70 to 1389 code for a protein of 439 amino acids. Gene Ontology annotation, molecular function: structural molecule activity. NCBI's taxonomy places the organism in Eukaryota, Metazoa, Chordata, Mammalia, Carnivora, Felidae.